AAUCUCUCGAUUUCGUGUGUUCCCUCUUUUUUUUGUGUCUUUCUACUUAUAUAAACAACACCCAAUCUCCAUUUCUCCACAUCAUAUCUUUUUCAAUUUUCUUCCAAAAUCAUCCGACUUUGAUUAGAAGAACAUUUAUCUCCUCUCUCAAUCUAAUGGCUGAGGUUUUGCUGCCGAGGAAGAUUGAGAUCGCCAACGAUCCUUCCAAGUUUGGAUCGCCGCAUCUUCUUCAUGUCCUCGCCGUCGACGAUAGUCACGUCGAUCGGAAGUUCAUCGAGCGCUUGCUCAGAGUCUCUUCCUGCAAAGUUACUGUUGUUGAUAGUGCGACAAGAGCUCUGCAAUAUCUCGGAUUGGAUGUAGAUGAAAAAACCGUUGGUCUUGAGGAUUUGAAGGUUAACCUAAUUAUGACGGAUUACUCGAUGCCCGGUAUGACUGGAUAUGAACUCUUGAAGAAGAUCAAAGAAUCCUCAGCUUUCAAAGACAUACCGGUGGUGGUAAUGUCCUCCGAGAACAUUUUGCCUCGUAUUGAUAGAUGUCUUGAAGAAGGUGCUGAAGAUUUCUUAUUAAAGCCGGUAAAGCUCUCGGAUGUAAGAAGAUUAAGAGAUUCUCUAAUCAAAGUUGAAAAUUUAUCUUCCACAAAGAGUAUUAAGAAGAGAGAGCUAGAAACAGAGAAUGUCUACUCUUUGGAUUCAUCUGUUCACUCGCAGCUCAAACGCCCAAAGAUCUGAGCUUCCCGAUGGAAAUUCCUUCAAUAGCAGAAAGCUUAUAGACUCAAAGCACUUGAGCCUCACUGAUGAUUCUCUCCAGCUUAAUUACCUAAAAGUACAAUUUUUUCAGCCCUCGUGGCAUUUUUUUUUUGCUGAGUGAAAUCAGUGGGGACAAAGUAAGAGGGGUUUUAUUACAUGGUAGUAAUGUAAAUGGUAGAGUAAAAACAAAGCUAAUAUAUAAUUCUUUAGGAGAUCAUAGUUUUUUUCCUUACAAGAG
Messenger RNA from Eutrema salsugineum, 984 nucleotides. RefSeq names its product two-component response regulator ARR6. The record is from RefSeq and is a predicted model, not a curated record. Gene Ontology annotation, biological process: cytokinin-activated signaling pathway; phosphorelay signal transduction system. NCBI's taxonomy places the organism in Eukaryota, Viridiplantae, Streptophyta, Magnoliopsida, Brassicales, Brassicaceae. The transcript has 5 exons. Bases 156 to 728 code for a protein of 190 amino acids.